UGUUUACUAAUUUUCACCGGCAGUUUUUUUCAAUCGAAGUUUUUAUUAAAUUUAUUCAAUGUUGGUUUAAUAGAUAUUAAGUAUUAACGUUUAUAAUAUUUAUGUUUUUAUAAUGGCAGUUUUUUGUACAAAUGUUGAAGUGCAAGAUUUCCAUACCAAUAUUCUUCUUAAAAUUCUGAGUUCAAAAAGGCUACUCAGUGACCACGUCGAAAUUUUGGAAACAUGCCUCAAUAGUUUACAUUACAAAAAGAAUGAUACCUCGUUUACCGCAUCCAAAUUGCUAGUGCUAAGCACACUUUCCGGAAUUGGCACAUAUCUGCUGGGUCGUAAGCGUAUAACAUGGGCUUUGCCCCUCCUAGCUACAUCGACCGUUUCCGUAUUGUGCUGCCUUUCCAAGUGGACCAAACAGUUCCACUUCAAACGACGGGAAAAGCAAGUUGUCACUUUCAUUCAGACGUUGGAUCAGUUCGAAGCAGCCGUUAGAAAAAAUAUACUGUUCCUGAACGAAUGCAACCAUGUUCGAUCCGCGCAAAAUGCAAUGGAUAAUUUGUGUAGUGGAGCGAAUAAUUUUGCAGCGAACUGUGCCCGGUGUCUAGUUGAAACCAUCAAAAUAAUACAUGGUUCAGUGAAAGCGUUGGAGCUGGAAUUUACCUUGGACGAACGCUGGGAUUCGUUAUAUCAGCCUAUGGAAGAUCUUGAAGAUUGUGAUUUGUUUUCAACUGAUACCGCAAUGGGACAGAUCGAAUUGAAACUUUUAAAGGAUUUUUACAAUAUUUUUGCGUAUGUUCAAUCACAAUACCUAACCAGAUUAGCUCUUUCCAUCGUCAGCUCAGCGGAUACUAUGUUACCGUGUUCAAUUCUCAAACUCACAGAUGAAAUCAAUCUUCAACGGAACCAGUGUCUAAAGCAUCUAAAUAGAAUUUUGGAUCACAACCGGGAACGGAUAUCGUAUCGUCAAACUAUACAAACUAUUCCAGCCCAAGUGACAAACGUUAGGACCCUUUCUGUGGGAUUGUCUGCUAAGCUACUGAACACCAUCCAUCGAUUCAAUUCGUUGGAAGAGUCCCUUGAAAAUAUCCUGCUGAAUUAUGAUGAAAAGAAUUUUACAUCUCGAUUGCUAACGUUGGAAGCACCCCUGGAAGCUAUGGCGAAUGAUUUGCUAACUUCAACAGAAGAAUGCCAGCGAUUGUUGAUAACGGUGAAAAAUGUACUUAAUCGAGAGGACGCUAGCUCACUAACGCAUCCCGGAUUGCUUCAAGAAGUUUCCGAGCGAAAUGAAAAUGUGUCCCCUAGUCAAGAACGCAUAUAUUCCGAACAGGAUAAACCCGUCUUUGAGGACGAAUUUUUCGCUGUUGUUGGCACCGAGUGCGAUGUGGAUGCAGAGAAAUGCAAAUCGGUUGGUUCAAUUGACGAUUUGGAAUUGGUCAAUUCGCGACUUGUCAAAAGGCAUUUCAAGCCGGUACUGGAGCAGCUACGGGAACGGAUUGAGCCAAUAGGGGUGCGGUUUAGGGAGCGAGAAAAGCAGGCCCUUUUGGAUAAAGGUAUCGAAUGGGUGGAUCUAGAGGCGGAUGAAGGUAACACCGGAGGAAAGAGAGGAACACUGUACGACGGCAGCGAGUCAGAUGACGAGCAGGAAGAUGCCGAACGGGAGAUUAGGAAGUUUCAGAAGUCUGUUCAGCGGUAUGAUGACGUACGAGGUUUUCUAGCGGCUAAACAGCAGACGAACAUUUUCGGGUUAAAGCCGAUGACGAGCGUGGUUAGUGAGGAUGUGCUUGAGUAGAAGAUUAUGUUCCCAUUUGUGUGCUAAACUAUUGUGAGCCAAUAAAUCAUUUGUUCCUUUGUUUCAUUAUUUUGAGCGGGGCGCAAAA
This is a messenger RNA of Topomyia yanbarensis, 1868 nucleotides long. RefSeq lists its product as uncharacterized. NCBI's taxonomy places the organism in Eukaryota, Metazoa, Arthropoda, Insecta, Diptera, Culicidae. The record is from RefSeq and is a predicted model, not a curated record. The transcript has 3 exons. Bases 113 to 1780 code for a protein of 555 amino acids.